ACAGUCGACCUCACUUUCUCAACUACAUCUCCCAGAUCCAUAUAUUGGGUCUACCACAAAUCAAACACACCCUGAGAGUUUUUCUUUAUCUUCAUAUUUUUUCGUUGACAACUUUAUAUACUACAAUGACAAAAUUAAUCUCUCCUCACGUCAUCGGCCAAAAGAUAUGUUGAGGCAAAGCUAAUUCGAUCAUAAACCCUAAUUUCCUUCUCCACAGGUGCGAUUCCCAAAUUGCUGAGUUCUAAAGCGAAUAUUAGGGCACGAAAGUUUUGAAGCCGAGGAGGAAAGAGAAGAAGGAAGAGCUUAGUUCUGUUUUCGUUCAAAGACUUUGUUCCAGGUUCUUGGCAGAUGAUGAAAACAAAGCAGAAGCGCACAGGAAAAGUCCCAAGUAAAAAAAGUGGUACUUCUUCGCAUGACCCUGUUGAUUCUCGAGAUCGUGACAAAGAGCAUGAGGAUAGUGAUUGGGUUAUAGUGAAAAAGCAGAGAGUAACCAUUCUGGUGCCUGCUGUGCCUCUCAGUGAGAGAUCGUUAAUAGCAAACCAAGGACCAAAUCAUACGCAACUUAUGCCUCCUGAAUUGGCAAGUAACCAUGUGCAGCUUCCCAUGGAGACAUCUACUCUACAUCCUUCAGAUAAUGAACAUGAAAAAACCUUUUUAUUGGCUGCUCAAAAAGAGACUCGUACCGAGAAUAGAGCACCUCCUAUCUUACCUAGACCAACUGUGGUCAAUCCAUCAUCUUCAGAUCAGAGAACAGAAUCAGAAAAUCCACGUCAAAUGAGUGGUUUGAAGUCACAUAAAGUACUUGGAAUUUCUAAUACGUCAAAAGUUAUUAAGCAGCCCAGAACACUACUUGCACCAAGAAGGCCCUCCAACCUGGAAACUUUGAAUAAAAACUUGAGAGCAUCAAAUUUGGUGAGGAAGCUUGAAAGAGCUGGUGGACUGAGCAAGUGGUUGAUAUCACUUGGACUGGGGCAGUUUGUGAGAAUUUUUCAGGGUAAAGGUCUCAGUAAGUAUCAGCUGGUAAAUCUAACUAUGAAAAAACUCAAGGAUAUGGGUGCCAAUGCAGUGGGACCUCGCAGGAAACUGAUCCAUGCCAUGGACUGUGUUUGUCAGCCAUAUUGCUUUGAGGCAUUGUAAAAGGUUUUAGAAUUUUGAAACUAUAUACAAAAAUGUUCCAAGACACGGUACAAAUGCAAAACUUUUGUUUCUAGAUGUUGUUAUAGCUUACAGUACUCGAUUCUCAGCGCUUGUUGAGAUCUAUGCAUAUAUUAUAUUAGCUUUUAGACGCAUUCUAAACAAUGCUUCCUUUUAGA
This is a messenger RNA of Vigna unguiculata (cowpea), 1313 nucleotides long. Its product is annotated as Sterile alpha motif (SAM) domain-containing protein. NCBI's taxonomy places the organism in Eukaryota, Viridiplantae, Streptophyta, Magnoliopsida, Fabales, Fabaceae. Gene Ontology annotation, molecular function: protein binding. The record is from RefSeq and is a predicted model, not a curated record.